GCCAACGGCCGCCUCUCUCUCGCGUCUCUCUCUUCUCGCCUCUCUGAAACUACACACAAACAACAACAAAAAAAACGAAAUCCUUUCCCCUCUCGAAUUUGCUUUCUUCCCCGCUCGAUCUACUACCUAGAGAUCAUCCACGCCCGAGAACGAAAUCAUCUCAUUCUUCCUUCUUCUCUCCGAUCUCCAGACACAAGAAGGACUCGAACUCCCCAGAUUGACCAAAAAAAUGGCGAACUGGGUAAGAUUACGGCUUGCAUGUAGGAUUUCUUUUGGUUUUCUAUUUCAAAAACCGAACUCUGAUGUUUUUGGGUUUUGGAUUUAUGCGAGGGCAAGAGAGGGCGGCGAGCCUUGCCGCCGGCAAGAGACUCCACCGAAACCCUUCGGUUUCUUCUCUCGGAAAAGAGGGCGGCUUGGAACCGCCGGAGCAGGAGUCGACGCCGCCGGCGCAGGAGCAGCUGCCGUCGGCGGGAGCCAACCCCAGAACCUCUGAAACCCUUUCUGGGUUCUAGAUUAACAGAUUGUGGUGAUAUCCUUCAUAACUCGAGAUUUAUGUUUGUCUAUUUUCUAUUCAAUGGGGUCCUAAAUUGUUAGGAAUCAAUUUUCUAAUUUGCUGGGUGAAUGAGUGUUUAUGAUGAAACUUUGUAAAUAGUUUGUUUUACUUAGUUUUUGAGCUAUAAGUGAUUGAGAUAACCUAAUAUCACAGCUACU
Molecule: messenger RNA, 711 nt
Organism: Linum tenue
Lineage: Eukaryota; Viridiplantae; Streptophyta; Magnoliopsida; Malpighiales; Linaceae
Source: the annotation of a GenBank genome assembly